AUGAAGGAUUUUUUAGAACUUGCAAACAAGAAUGUGUGGUUUGUCUGUGAUGAUUAUGACCCAGGAGACCUUUUACCAGCAAUGACAAUUUUAAUAUCAUCACCUAAUCAAAAUGUUAAAGGACUCUAUGACAUGUGGGAGAUCCCCCGUUAUGUUCUCAAUGAAACUGAAACAAGCAGAAUAAACCAUCACAUAUUGCAUAUUAUGAUGCCUGAUUAUGAUGAUACACAGCCAGAAGAUGUUGGGAACUCUAAUGUUCAUGAAAUGGAGGCGGACCAUGAUGAUUAUCAACACAUUCUCUCAAAGUAUAGGCCAUUACAAAGCUCAGAUAUUAAGAGUUACUACUCGAAAUUAAGCAACGCUUCUAGAAGAAGAGACGUGCGCAAACAGUAUGAUGCUCGUGUGUUCUUGGUUGUUAGCACUCUUAUUCAAAUAUUUUAA
Messenger RNA from Entrophospora sp. SA101, 441 nucleotides. NCBI's taxonomy places the organism in Eukaryota, Fungi, Glomeromycota, Glomeromycetes, Entrophosporales, Entrophosporaceae. The record is from the annotation of a GenBank genome assembly.